Molecule: messenger RNA, 2963 nt
Organism: Platichthys flesus (European flounder)
Lineage: Eukaryota; Metazoa; Chordata; Actinopteri; Pleuronectiformes; Pleuronectidae
Exons: 2
Coding region: 255-1970 (571 amino acids)
Molecular function (GO): DNA binding
Source: RefSeq, a predicted model, not a curated record
ACGCUAACAACAACAACAGAGGCAAACACGCUUCACCCUCCUCGUUUUUAACAAACUCACCUCGUUAAUGUGACCAUGUUAAGUUAUACUUUUACUGUGGAUCCAGUCUGCGGUCUGGUUUGACUCCCCACCGAGGAAAAGGAGGUGUUUCCCCUCGUUUGAAGCUACUUUGCUCGGGGAGCCAGGUUAGCUACAGGAGCUAAUGUUACACUGACUUCAGGUGGAUUGAUAUUAAAUGAUCGAACUAAGAAACGAUGCCUCGCAUGCAGUCCGGUGUGUGGAGGCAUUUUACUCCGGCCAUUAAAGAUGGCAGGGAAACCUUCAUGUGCAACUACUGUGCCAGGACGUACACGAAGAACGCCACCAAGAUGCAGAUGCAUUUGGACAAAUGCAAGGGGUACUGUGUGGUUUCACAGCAGUCACCGGAGCCUGAUGGGAGCUCUGCUGCUGCCUCCAUCCCUGUUCCCUCCUUCCCAUUCUUACCAUCUGCCGAUCCGGGGGGAGAGUUCCUCAUUGAUUCAGUGGAUCAGCGCAGCCAGGCAUAUGCUGAUGAGUGUCUGGCUCGAGCUGCGUACGCCACGUCCUCGCCCCUCAGUCUCACAGACAAUGUUUAUUGGAAACGAUUUUUCAGUGUCCUGCGGCCGGCUUACUGUCCGCCCACUGCAGCGGCUCUGUCCUCUCAUCUGUUGGACUGCGAGUAUGACCGAGUGCAAAACCAGGUUCACGACGCGAUAGGGAAAGCCGACUGUGUCACAGUCAUCUGCAGCGGCUGGUCCAACACUAAAGAGACCAGAACUAUCGUCUAUGUUGUGGCCACUCCUGUACCGCUGCUCUAUAAAUGCACAAACAUGAAAGAGCAGUCACAUGCAAGCGCUUCUAUUGCUGAGGAACUGAAAGAAAUCAUAAACGAGGUGGGACCUCAAAAGGUCUCUGCUGUCGUGACGGAUGACGCCCCGGAAAUGAUGGCCGCCUGGGCUCAAGUGGAGGAAGCUUUCCCACACGUGUCAGCUAUUGGCUGCACAGCGUUUGGCAUCCAGCAGCUCUUUGGCGACAUCGUGGAACAGCCGUCUAUUAAAGCAUUGUGCAGGAGAGCUGAGCAGGUGGGGAGGUAUGUUAGAGAACAGAAAUUAUCAGCAGAGACUUUUAGCGUGCUCAGCAUGUUCAGCAGCCUCCUGGAGGAUCAGACAUUUCUGCAGAAGAUGGCCGUCUCACCCUCACUUCACAUUGAAGCAUCAAUCAGGGCUACCUUACAGGAUCCUGCCUUUUGGAAAGGGCUGAUCAGCAGUCAAAACCUGCUGUACACGAUCUGGAAUUCUAUCGAUUACAUGAAACGAGACGACACUGUGCUCUCUGGUGUUGUUGACAUGUUCAGUCAGUUGAGAUGCCACAUUGGAGCCACUCUGUCUGGGUCCGUGCUGCACGGCACGGAACAGAAAGCUGUCUUGGCAUCAUUAGACAGAUGGCAGGAGUUCUGCGUAAAGCCCAUCCAUGCUGCAGCGUACAUGCUGGAUCCCAAGUAUGCUGGACAGCAGACACUCUCCGGGGAGCAGAUUAACAGUGCUUACUACGUGAUAUCCAACCUGUCACGCCAUCUAAAUCUAGAUGAGGGCAAAGUGCUCGCCAGCUUCGCCAGGUUCUCGGCCAAAGAGGGACUAUGGAAAGGGACGGUGAUAUGGAGCUCAUGCCAGCACGUGUCUGCAUCCACCUGGUGGAAGGGGCUGUGUUCCUCUGAGCCGCUGUCAGCCGUGGCCUCGGCUAUACUUCAGAUCCCGCCGACUACAGGAGCUUGUGAAAGCCUGCGGUCGCGGUUUGGAAGUACAAAGGAGGAAGCUUCUCUCUCAGCUGACAGGGUGCACAAACUGGUAGCAGUGCAAGUGAAUCUCAACCUUUUGGAUCCAAGUGAGUGUGAGUACACGCCGCUGGACAGUGAGGAAGAGAAGAAAGUUUUAUUUGAGUCUGAGACUCAGUAGGGAUUUUGGAUUCAUCAGCCAAAAUAUGUUUUUUAAAACUAGAACAGUCUGCACACAGGACCCGACCUCAUGAAUCCAAUCAAGCAGCACAAAACUAUACAAAGUCAUUCAUACACUAAAUGUGACGGAUCUAGAUCUCUGUAUUAUUUCCUGGGAAGAUGACGAGAACGGCAAACAGAUCAAUGAAUGAGUUCUUUCCUGACUUGUUCCACAUCAUUCCACAGAUAUUUGUGGUAAUGUGUAGUUUGUGUGAAAUGCUGCAAAAUAAAAUUUGCGGCAAAAAAACCCCACUUUAAUAUCACUGAGGCUUGAUCAUUUAUAGUUUAACUAUAAACUUUAGCAUUCCGUACACUUUUCUUGUAAAUGCACAUCAUUUCUGCGUUGUUUAUUCUUUCAAAUGGAAGUUUUGGUUUCUGCAAAUAUAAACACAGACAGAGAUUUGCUGUGAAAGGGCCACAUCGGCUGAUUUACAUCACCCAACCAAUGAAAGAGUUGGGCUCUGAUAGUAUCACACAGAUCAUUUGUUACAGACAGCAAAUGAAUGAUUUCAUUGUUGUGUUAGUCUGAACUUUCUCAACUAUGAUUUCAAUGUUAUCACUUUAUGGAGUGACUGUAUGAGAAGCUUUGAUUUGGGUUUGGAUCCCAUACAAUGCAAACUCAUGUUGUUAGUUUUUAACUUGUAUUAACUUCAUAAUCCCAACAUGUAAUGCUAGCUGACUGAGUAAUGGUUCAGGGUAAAGGACAGAAUGAAGACUGAGAAGUCAGCUGAGGUCAGCGCUGGUAACUGAGAGGUAACUUGAUCUGUCUCUGACUCAGCUGGACGGUCAUUUGUCCCUCGCCCUGCACCAUAGAACAAUAAAUACAGAUUGAUUCUUCUCUUUUAAGUAAAUAAAAUGAUUGUAUUUAAUGAAGUUGUGUUUGCUCUGAGUUAAAGACUUUCCCCCACCAUAAAAAAGGUUUUUACAGAAUUUAUCAAAUAAACUUGGAACUUAA